AUUAAAGGCGUGCGCCACCACCGCCCGGCUUGCCUUCACCUUUCUUCACUCAGGGUUUAUGUCCUGUGCUCCUUCUGGGUCCCCCCCCCAUCUUGCCCAGUGCCCAGCUCCUGGCACCAUUCACCCAUCCAGGCAAUAGUCACUGAAGCCCUUCUGUGACCCUGGCCAACACUUGAGUCCUUUGUAGAAGAGACACAGAGAUGGGGAGUUGUGGUCAGGGUUUUCGGAAAUCUUGUACCAGCCAGAUGUACAGACGGGAGGAACAAGACAGAACACGGAGUCGGGACUCUGGACAGGUGAGAUGGGAACAGAAGCAGCAGCUUGCUGGUGUCCUUUCUGAAGCGGUCAGUGCCUGUCUCUGGUUUAUAGCCCUUCUAGGGGAAGGGGCAUUGGGAUAGAAGGGAAGUGUCCUGGGGUAGGAGGACUUGAAUUCUAGUCCUAGGUUCACUGCUUUCUAGUUGUGCAACUCCGAGUAAGUGCUUAAGUCAUACAAGCCUCAGUUUCUGCAGCUGGGUAUUGGGUCUAUAACACCUUUCUUGUAGGUUUGUGGUGACUAUUGAGAUUAACAUAUGACAUGCUUUUAGAAACUGCUUAGAAUUUUUUUUCUCUCUCUCUCAUGUGUCUACUGUCCCAUAGGACAUAGGAUGGUGUUUAUAUUUGUGUGUGUGCUGUAUGUGUGAAGCCUUCUGAGGUUAGGGAGAGUUUGAGAAGACAAAGGUUUCAUUUCCUCAAACAUUUUCUUAGCAUCCAAUUUGCACUGCUGAAGGUUUAAUUGAAAAAAAAAAAUCAGUCUAUGUCCUCAGGGGGAGGGGGAAUGCUCUCAGUGCAUAAUGGAUGUGGGUGGGUACAAUAAAGAGGGAAACGUGUGUGUGUGUGUGUGUGUGUGUGUGUGUGUGUCCAGGCAACUCCCACUCUUUCCAAGCCGUGCAGAAAGGAGGGUAGGUUUUCAGACCUCUCCGUAGCCUCGGAUGCUGUGGAUCCUUCUCCUCCCUAGUCCUCAGGAAUCGGGGGAGGAGAGGUGGCUGGAAGGCCCGUUCCCCGCCCAGGGCCAACUGCCUCCUGCUAGCCGGUCGGGCGCCUUACCGAGUCAGACCACUGGGAGGCUGGGGGAGCCGGGUUGGGCGAGGAGUCGAGCGAGAUGGGGGAGCUCUUAUUUUGACAGGGGCCUCUCCCGGCUCUGGUAUGAAGGCAGAAGGAGGCAGCCAGAGAGCCCCGAUGCUUAUUCAGGCUGGGGAGAGGAGCCGAGUGGAGGGGCGAGCGAGGCUCCGGCAGCGCAGGGGAGCCCGGGGAGGCGGCGGCGCGCGGCGGAGCCAGUGGCCGGACAUGCCCCGGAUCCGGGGCCGCUGCAGCACCGCCGCCGCCGGGAGCCAGCCGGCCGGACGCCCGCACGCCUGGGUCCCCUGGCGCCGCGCCGCCCCGGGGCUGCGACCUGGACCCUCGGCAUUCGACCAACAAUAAGCGCCUAGACAGCCCCCUCCCCGCCCCGCGCCCGCCGUCCCCGCGGGCCUCGGGGAAAGUGAAAGGAGGAGGCGAAGGAAGGAAGGAAGGAAGGAAGGGAGGAGGAGGAGGAGCAGGAGCGGCAACAGCCGGAGCCGUGAGGUUUGGGCCGAGACCCCAGCCCGGAGCCCCGGCCGGGCGGUGCGCUAGCUCUCCCGCCGCUGCCGGCGCCCAGGACCAUGCCCCGCGGUUGGGAGGCAGGAACCCAGGCAAGCAGAGCCUCCCGGAUACCUGCUCGCGGGCCGGGCUGGUAUUGAGAUCAAGGCGUCCAGGAUCAAAAGAUCACCGCCUGCCCGCCUUCUCCGUGUCUCCACUGUCCUGCUGGAGGAUCCCAGUCCACCCACCGACCCUGACCUGGUUAUGGCGUCCAGCUCCGGCCUGGCGUGAGGACCCCCGACCGGUGCGAGGGAGCCCCCAUUCCAGACCACACCCCUGAGCCUGAACCUGACACACAUUAUUCAGAGUCCCUGCUCCAGUACCGAGUACCUGGCUGGGCCCUGGGCACGCACAGGGGCCGUAGCCCCACUGUGUGUGGGAGCCAUGAGGAUCCUGGCUAACAAGACAAGGUUACCCCACCCCAGGAGGAGAGAGGCUCCAGGGAGCCCGCCGCUGUCCCCUCGCGGCCACUGCCCCCCUGCCCCAGCCAAGCCAAUGCACCCAGAAAAUAAACUGACCAAUCAUGGCAAGACAGGGAAUGGAGGGGCCCAAUCCCAGCACCAGAAUGUGAACCAAGGACCCACCUGCAACCUGGGGUCCAAGGGCGUGGGGGCGGGAAGCCAUGGGGCCAAGGCCAAUCAGAUCUCACCUAGCAACUCAAGUCUGAAGAACCCCCAGGCAGGGGUGCCUCCUUUCAGCUCACUCAAGGGCAAGGUGAAGCGUGAGCGGAGUGUAUCCGUAGACUCUGGAGAGCAGCGGGAGGCUGGGACUCCAUCCCUCGAUUCAGAGGCCAAAGAGGUGGCGCCCCGGAGCAAACGGAGGUGUGUGCUGGAGCGGAAGCAGCCGUACAGUGGGGACGAAUGGUGCUCGGGCCCAGACAGCGAGGAGGACGAUAAGCCCAUUGGGGCCGCCCACAAUUGUAAUGUAGCAGACCCAGCCAUGGCGGCCCCACAGCUGGGUCCUGGCCAAACUGCCCAACUGCCCCUCAGUGAAAGCAGUGCACCAGGCCCCCCCCACGGCCCCCCCCCAGGCCUUCGGCCAGAUGUUCCUGGGGGUGGGGGUGGGGGCGUCUCAGGAAAGCCUCCGUCGCAGUUCGUGUAUGUCUUCACCACCCACCUGGCCAACACGGCUGCAGAGGCCGUGCUGCAGGGCCGGGCAGAAUCCAUCCUCGCCUACCACCAGCAGAAUGUGCCCCGGGCCAAGCUGGACCAGGCCCCUAAAGUGCCACCCACCCCAGAGCCACUACCCCUGAACACGCCGUCAGCAGGUACACCACAGUCUCAGCCACCUCCAUUGCCGCCGCCACCCGCAGCCCCUGGCAGUGCCCCUCCUGCCCUGCCCCCAGAGGGGCCUCCUGAAGACACCAGCCAGGACCUGGCCCCCAACUCCGUGGGAGCUGCCAGCACAGGUGGUGGGACCGGGGGCACCCACCCUAACACCCCAACGGCCGCCACUGCUAACAACCCCCUGCCUCCUGGAGGAGACGCCGGCAGCGCCCCUGGCUCAGCCCUAUUGGGGGAGGCGACCCCCACAGGAAAUGGGCAGCGGAACCUGGUGGGCUCCGAGGGCCUGUCCAAAGAGCAGCUGGAGCACCGGGAACGCUCCCUCCAGACGCUGCGGGACAUUGAGAGGCUGCUGCUCCGGAGCGGGGAGACUGAGCCCUUCCUCAAGGGGCCUCCUGGAGGAGCUGGUGAGGGGGGCCCAUCUGCGCAAGCUCCCUCCGCCGCUCAGCAGCCUCCCUCAGCCCCUCCCAGUGGGCUGAAGAAGUACGAGGAGCCCUUGCAGUCGAUGAUUUCACAGACACAGAGCCUAGGAGGCCCCCCACUGGAGCAUGAAGUGCCGGGACACCCCCAGGGUGGGGACAUGGGACAGCAGAUGAACAUGAUGAUGCAGAGACUGGGCCAGGACAGCCUGACACCUGAGCAGGUGGCCUGGCGCAAACUGCAGGAAGAGUACUACGAGGAGAAGCGGCGGAAAGAGGAGCAGAUCGGAUUGCACGGCGGCCGCCCUCUGCAGGACAUGGUGGGCAUGGGGGGUAUGAUGGGAAGGGGGCCCCCACCUCCUUACCACAGCAAACCUGGGGAUCAGUGGCCCCCUGGAAUGGGUGCUCAACUCCGAGGACCUAUGGAUGUCCAAGAUCCCAUGCAGCUCCGAGCUGGACCUCCCUUCCCUGGCCCCCGUUUCCCGGGCAACCAGAUGCAAAGGGUGCCUGGGUUUGGGAGUAUACAGAGUAUGCCCAUGGAGGUACCCAUGAAUGCCAUGCAGAGACCUGUAAGGCCAGGCAUGGGCUGGACCGAAGACUUGCCUCCUAUUGGGGGGCCCAGCAAUUUCGCCCAGAAUGCCGUGCCCUAUCCAGGCGGGCAGGGUGAGGCAGAGCGAUUCAUGACCCCUCGAGUCCGGGAGGAGCUGUUGAGGCACCAGUUGCUGGAAAAGCGGUCAAUGGGCAUGCAGCGCCCCCUGGGCAUGGCGGGUAGUGGCAUGGGACAGAGCAUGGAAAUGGACCGGAUGAUACAGGCACAUCGACAGAUGGAUCCCACCAUGUUUCCGGGGCAGAUGACUGGUGGAGAUGGCCUGGCCGGCACUCCCAUGGGCAUAGAGUUCGGUGGAGGCCGGGGCCUCCUGAGCCCUCCAAUGGGACAGUCUGGGCUGAGGGAGGUAGACCCGCCUAUGGGGCCGGGCAACCUCAACAUGAACAUGAAUGUGAACAUGAACAUGAACAUGAACCUGAAUGUGCAGAUGACGCCACAGCAGCAGAUGCUGAUGUCACAGAAGAUGCGAGGCCCUGGAGACAUGAUGGGGCCUCAGGGCCUUAGUCCUGAAGAGAUGGCCCGGGUUCGGGCCCAGAACAGCAGUGGCAUGAUGGGUGGUCCACAGAAGAUGCUUAUGUCUUCACAGUUUCCCAGCCAGGGCCAGCAGGGAUUCUCUGGGGGUCAGGGACCCUACCAAGCCAUGCCCCAGGACAUGGGCAACACUCAAGACAUGUUCAGCCCUGAUCAGAGUUCAAUGCCCAUGGGCACUGUGGGUACCACCCGGCUCAGCCAUAUGCCUCUGCCCACUGCAUCCAAUCCUCCUCCUGGGUCUGUGCAUUCAGCCCCCAACAGGGGACUAGGCAGACGGCCUUCAGACCUCACCAUCAGUAUUAAUCAGAUGGGCUCACCAGGUAUGGGGCAUCUGAAGUCACCCACCCUUAGCCAGGUGCACUCACCCCUGGUCACCUCACCCUCUGCCAACCUCAAGUCACCCCAGACUCCCUCACAGAUGGUGCCCUUGCCUUCUGCCAACCCACCAGGACCUCUCAAGUCUCCCCAGGUCCUCAGCUCCUCUCUCGUGCGGUCACCCACUGGCUCACCCAGCCGACUCAAGUCCCCCUCCAUGGCGGUGCCUUCUCCAGGCUGGGUCGCCUCUCCCAAGACAGCCAUGCCUAGCCCUGGGGUCUCCCAGAGUAAGCAGCCGCCUCUCAGCAUAAACUCUUCCUCUACCCUGGGCAACAUGGAACAGGGUACCCUCCCACCUAGUGGCCCCCGGAACAGCUCCUCAGCGCCUCCUGCCAAUCCUCCCAGUGGCCUCAUGAACCCCAGCCUACCGUUCACAUCUUCCCCGGACCCCACGCCGUCCCAGAACCCUCUGUCACUGAUGAUGUCUCAGAUGUCCAAGUAUGCCAUGCCCAGCUCUACCCCGCUGUACCACAAUGCCAUCAAGACCAUCGCCACCUCAGACGACGAGCUGCUGCCUGACCGGCCCCUGUUACCCCCACCCCCACCACCGCAGGGCUCCGGGCCAGGCAUCAGCAAUAACCAGCCCAACCAGAUGCACCUGAACUCUGCUGCUGCCCAGAGCCCCAUGGGCAUGAACUUGCCAGGCCAGCAGCCCCUGUCCCAUGAGCCCCCACCAACCAUGUUGCCCUCUCCUACCCCUCUGGGGUCCAACAUUCCACUGCACCCCAAUGCACAGGGGACAGGGGGCCCUUCUCAAAACUCGAUGAUGAUGGCCCCAGGAGGCCCAGACUCCCUAAAUACCCCUUGUGGCCCUGUGCCCAGCUCCUCCCAGAUGAUGCCCUUUCCUCCUCGGCUACAGCAGCCCCACGGUGCCAUGGCCCCCACUGGGGGUGGGGGUGGGGGGCCUGGCCUGCAGCAGCACUACCCUUCCGGCAUGCCACUGCCCCCCGAGGACCUGCCCAACCAGCCACCUGGCCCCAUACCCCCCCAGCAGCACCUGAUGGGCAAAGGCAUGGCUGGCCGCAUGGGCGAAGCAUACCCCCCCGGGGUGCUCCCUGGGGUGGCAUCAGUACUGAACGACCCAGAGCUGAGUGAGGUGAUCCGGCCUACCCCUACCGGCAUUCCUGAAUUCGACUUAUCCAGGAUCAUCCCCUCUGAGAAGCCGAGCAGCACCCUCCAGUACUUCCCCAAGAGUGAGAACCAGCCCCCCAAGGCUCAGCCCCCCAACCUGCACCUCAUGAACUUGCAGAACAUGAUGGCGGAGCAGACCCCCUCGCGGCCUCCCAACCUCCCAGGCCAACAGGGGGUCCAGCGGGGGCUGAGCAUGUCCAUGUGUCACCCUGGACAGAUGUCCUUGCUGGGCAGGACAGGUGUGCCCCCACAGCAGGGCAUGGUGCCCCACGGCCUGCACCAGGGGGUCAUGUCCCCACCACAAGGCCUCAUGACCCAGCAGAAUUUUAUGCUGAUGAAGCAACGUGGUGUGGGGGGUGAGGUCUAUACCCAGCCUCCCCACAUGCUCUCCCCACAGGGCUCCCUCAUGGGCCCCCCACCCCAGCAGAACCUCAUGGUGUCCCACCCUCUGCGGCAGCGCAGUGUGUCUCUGGACAGCCAGAUGGGCUACCUCCCAGCGCCGGGCAGCAUGGCCAAUCUACCCUUCUAGCAGGCCCCUCCAAAAGGGGUCUGGAGCUGGGGAUGCUGAGAAUAACUUUAAGGGUUUUUUUUUUUUUUUUUUCCAUCCAGUGUUGGGAUGGAUGGCCUGGGUCCAGGGGUAGGGUGAAGGGGGGGAGGCGGGGCUCGUGUCGGGGAGUGGCAUUUGUGGAAACCUGAUGUGCUGGCAGCUUAGGGGGGGAGCGGCAAGAGUUGGGUGGGAGUUGGAAUUGGGUUCCGCGCCACUUUCGGCCACCAGGACUGGCCCUCCCCCGUCCUUCCCGUUCCUGUGAGGCUUCUCUUUCCCUCUGUCUUUACAGCUCCCUCCUCCUUCAGCUGUGUCUUCCACCCUCUGUCCCUUUGUGGAACUGUCACCCCAUCGCGGUGCUCCAGGUCCAUGUUUCCCCUCCCGGUUGGUUCCUCGGCUCUCGGCCCCGUUUUCCUGGUCUUCCUCACUUCCUCUCCCUGCUGACAUGGCCGACCUCCUCUCCCACGCCCCCUGCGGGCGGCUGGCCAGGUGGGCAGGUGCCCGCGGAGCUGUAAAUAGAGCUGCGCUUUUGUGCCAGUGUGUGCGUGUGCCGUAUUUCUGUGUUUUGAUAGAAGUCACACACAAAAAAGAUUAAAAAAAAAAAAACCCGUCCCCCCCUUCAAAUGAUCGCUCCCACCAUGUCCCCCGGACCCAGAGACAUGCAGUCCUAUGCACCCUCCACCCACCCCACCUGUCAGCUGAGGUCAGACUAUCUAUCUAGGCUUCCAUUUGGUGAGCCCGGGAGGACUGAUACCUCCCCCUCCCCCCACGAUGGCCGCCUGUCUGCUGCUGAGUGAUUUCCGGGGAGCAGGUGUGCACACGAGCAUGUGUUUACCCACACCAGUGACCUAGUCCCGCCCACCCACCGGCCUGGGCGCCUCUGCUGCUACACCUUAGCCCGAACUUGAAGCCCUUGUCCUUCCCAGUCUAUGAGAAGGGAGAGAAGGAAGGGGCAGCCUGCGGCCCCUCCGAAUGGAGCGAUGGAGGGGUUCGCAGGAUGUGACUACAACCUACGGCUUCGGGAGCCUUGGGCCAGGUAGCCCCUCGGGGCACAGACUCUUCCAGAAACCACCACUUGCUUCUCACCAAAGAAGGAAGGGACAGAGUGUGGCUGAGUCAGUCAGUCUACCCCCCCAGCCUCCACCCCUAGCCUGGAGUGAGGAAAGGCAGUGUGGGGGAAACAUCCUGCUGCCUGUCCACUCUGGCAAGGUCCUUCUGUCCAGGGCUCAGGGCCAUGUACCAGAUCUGUCUACACCCACCCAGGCACAGCCACUGCCUCCCUGUUACUUCCCAGGAGAGCCCCACCCACCCACCACUGGUCAGACUGAAGCCAUACAGGCAUGGGCGUUUUGCCUCCCUCGGCCCCAGGAGUAAAAUUCUCCUUUGCUCACUUCCUUCUUCCUCCUUCCUGCCUUCGAAGGUGGCAGGCAGCUCCUUGGCCAAGGCCUCUCCCUGCCCUGCCUCCAGGGCCAAGGGCCAUUCUAGACAGGGUGUCUUUCACCAGGGCCCUGUCCCCAGCCUUUCUGACCUGCAGGGCCUCGUUCUGCCUUGGCAGCUGUAAUACAAAGGGAAUUUGUGCCCACUCCCAGUCUGGUGCUGUCCAUUGUCAGCCGGGUCAGGCACCCUCCCCUCCAGAGCUGGCUGCAGGCCCCUGGCUUCCCCUGCCCCUCCCAGGGACCAGAGCCAAGGUCUCUGCGUCGAGAGGUGGGUGGAAACCUGUCCUCCUUCCUGCCAGACACUCUGCCCUCCCUGCUUCCAUCUGGGCCUUGUGCCCUACACCCGUGUGUUCCCAGCCUGUCCAAACUGUCUUACUGCCUUGCUCCGAGGAGAGGGCGCAGGCCACAGAGGUCCCGAUGCCCCCUUCUGGUGUCCUGUCUCCCACCUCUUCCACUAGCUUCCCAAGGUGAUCUCCACAGGCCAGCCUUCUCCUCUCCAUCCAUGGCCAUACCCCAGCCAUUUUGUACCAUUAUAUAAAUAUAUAUAUAAAUAUAAAUAUAUAAAUACAAUAUGUGAAGACAUCUUCUUGGUUUUUAUUUUGAAACACUUUGUAGGCUUGCUCUGGGGGGUCUCUGUGCUGCCUGUACUGAAUUGACCUGUUUUAUAGGUGCCUUUUUAUUAAAAAGAGAAAAUUCAAAAAUGUAA
Molecule: messenger RNA, 8685 nt
Organism: Peromyscus leucopus (white-footed mouse)
Lineage: Eukaryota; Metazoa; Chordata; Mammalia; Rodentia; Cricetidae
Gene: Bcl9l
Product: BCL9 like
Exons: 10
Coding region: 2038-6528 (1496 amino acids)
Biological process (GO): canonical Wnt signaling pathway; negative regulation of transforming growth factor beta receptor signaling pathway; positive regulation of transcription by RNA polymerase II
Cellular component (GO): beta-catenin-TCF complex
Molecular function (GO): beta-catenin binding; transcription coactivator activity
Source: RefSeq, a predicted model, not a curated record